AUGUGUUCCCACGUGAGAGCAAAAUCCGAAGGGCUUCUUGAUGGCUCUCUUGUGAUAAUCACCUCCCUCGUCGUGCUUGCAUCUCUAGCAUUUUUGCAGUACCGCUCGACGCCCCCGUUUCCUGUGAUCAACGUGAGAAAGAAAGAUUGGACUUUGAGCAAUGGGAGAAAUUGUUUCCUAACGAAUGCGGCCGACCUCUUGCUCGAAGGUCAAAGACAGACUGAUGGCCCGUUUUGCAUUAUCACCGAUCGAAAAACCAUGACAUACCUUCCACCACAUUAUGCGGAGUAUAUCAAGAAUGACCGACGGUUCAGCUUCACGGAAUACGCGCACCGAGACAUGAUGGGCUAUUUGCCAGGAUUUGAUGCUUUCGGGUCCUUACUUAAGUCCGGGAUUCUCAUUGAAAUAGUUCAGAAGAGACUAUCCCCGAUGAUUGACAAGAUGAGCGGCAUUCUUUCCAACACCAUGGAUGAAGCCCUUCAAAGCCAAUGGAGUGAAGAAACAGAAUUUCAUGAGAUUCCCCUUCACGCAACCGUAUUGGCAAUGGUUUCCAGAGUGACCGGACGAGUCUUCGUCGGUGCCGAAUUAUCCAACAAUCCAGACUGGUUGCGACUCAGUGUCACCUAUACGGUGAAUGCAUUCAUGGCGUCCAAGGAACUCGGAAAGUAUUCGUGGCCCGUACGUUGGAUCGUUCAAUGGUUCAAUGUUCGCGCGCAGCAGGUUCGAGCUUCUCUCAAAGAAGCACGACAGAUCCUUACACCUAUUCUCGCCCAGCGGGCGCAGGAAAGAGCCGCAAAUGGAGGCAUGAGCACAACGGAGGAUGCCAUUGAGUGGCACCAGCAAUUGGUGGGGGACAGAAAGUCCGACGGGGUGGUCGUUCAAGUAGGAUUGGCCCUGUCUGCUAUUCACACUACGGGAGAUCUGCUUUUUAAAACCAUCGGCCAGCUUGCUCAUCACCAGGAGGUCAUACCGGCAGUACGCAAAGAGAUUGCGGACGCUAUAUCAACGCAUGGGCUGAACAAGACCGGUGUUUAUCAUAUGCAGCUUCUAGACAGCAUCAUCAAGGAGACGCAGCGCCUGGAUGCAGUGGCACUGGCCAUCAUGAACCGGUACGCGACCGAGGAGGUCGAAUUGCCGAACGGGGUGACAAUUCCCAAGGGAUCCCAGACUUCAGUUAUCACGGAUAUCAUGCGCAGUGAGAAGACUUAUGAGAACGCCAAGGAGUGGGAUCCGUAUCGCUUCUAUAACAUUCGGCGAAGUGGCCAGGAGCAAAAGGGUCAACUAGUCUCUGCGACAGCGGAACAUUUCGCCUUUGGUUUUGGCAAGCAUGCGUGUCCCGGACGGUUUUUUGCAGCACACGAACUCAAGAUUAUGCUGGCGCAUAUUUUGUUGAAAUACGACUUUGAAUAUAUUGGAACAGACCGGCCUAAGGUUAGAGUGGUCGGGACCGAUGUUCUUGCAGAUAAUAGUCCCAGGAUGCAAGUGCGCCGUCGACAUGACUAUGUGAUUCCGAGGGCAACGGAUGAGACAGCUUAG
Molecule: messenger RNA, 1536 nt
Organism: Penicillium expansum
Lineage: Eukaryota; Fungi; Ascomycota; Eurotiomycetes; Eurotiales; Aspergillaceae
Product: cytochrome P450
Exons: 4
Coding region: 1-1536 (511 amino acids)
Molecular function (GO): heme binding; oxidoreductase activity, acting on paired donors, with incorporation or reduction of molecular oxygen; monooxygenase activity
Source: RefSeq, a predicted model, not a curated record